GGGGGCACUCUGCCCCUGGCCCUGCCCCAGCUUCCCUCUCACACCCAGAGAGUGAGAGGGGACCAAAUGUGAAGGCUCAAAAGCACCUGGAUUGGAGAGAGCCAGGAGUCCCAGCCCCAUGAGAGUUAGGACGGGGGUCAAAGGGAACAGGAACAGGGCACCAGUCAGAAGACAAGGGGGAGGGAGGCAAGAGGGUCACUGCUGGGAAGAGGUGGGAUCAAACCCACUGGAGGGCUCUCCAGGGCAAAGGCAAACACUAAGGUGGCUGCUGCUCCCACAGGGCCCUACCCGACACCAUCGUCCCCAGCUAUAAGGGCCCCUGCCCCAGGCAGGGCACUCAGUCUGUGGAGGUGUCAUGGCCAAGUCACACCUGCUGCCAUGGCUGUUGCUGCUGCCCACACUCUGUGGCCCAGGCACUGCUGUCGGGAACUCCACAUCCCUGGCCUGUGCCCGGGGUCCUGAGUUCUGGUGCCAAAGCCUGGAACAAGCAUUGCAGUGUGGAGCCCUGGGGCACUGCUUACAGGAAGUCUGGGGACAUGUGGGAGCCGAUGAACUGUGCCAGGAGUGUGAGGACAUCGUCCGUAUCCUCACCCAGAUGACCAAGGAGGCCAUUUUCCAGGACACAAUUCGGAGGUUCCUGGAGCACCAGUGUGACGUCCUCCCUCUGAAGCUGCUCGUGCCCCGGUGCCACCAUGCACUCGACUUGUAUUAUCCACUGGUCAUCAGCUACUUCCAGAGCCAGAUUAACCCAAAGGCCUUGUGUGAGCACUUGGGCCUGUGCAAACCCAGGCUUGCUGAGCCAGGGCAGGAGCCACAGCUGCUGGAUCCCCUGCUGGACAAUCUGGUCCACCCUGUGCUGCCCGGGACCCUCCAGAGGGGAGCUGGGCCUUAUACACAGGAUGUCUCAAAGCAGCAGUUCCCCAUCCCCCUACCCUUAUGCUGGUUCUGCCGGACUCUAGUCAACAGGGUCCAAGCUGCGAUUCCCAAGGGUGUGCUGGCCGUGGCUGUGGCCCAGGUUUGCCACGUGGUGCCCCUGGUGGUUGGUGGCAUCUGCCAGUGCCUGGCUGAGCGCUACACCAUCAUCCUGCUGGACGCCCUGCUGGGCCGUGUGCUGCCCCAUCUGGUCUGUGGCCUCGUCCUCCAGUGCUCCAGCGUGGACAGCUUUGGCCCAGCCCUCGCUUCUCUGGAGUCCCUGCCGGGAGAAUGGCUGCCGCAAGACUCUGAGUGCCACCUCUGUGUGUCUGUGACCUCCCAGGCCAGAAACAGCACAGAGCAGGCCACACCGCAGGCGAUGCUCCAGGCCUGCCAAAGCACCUGGCUGGACAGGCAAAAGUGUGAGCAAUUUGUGAAGGAACACACACCCCAGCUGCUGAUCCUGAUGUCCAGGGGCUGGGAUGCCCAAACCACCUGCCAGAACCUGGGGGCGUGUGCAACCAUGCUCAGCCCUCUCCAGUGCGUCUUCAGCCCUGACUUCUGAUGAGAACACGAAGCCAAAGCUGUGCCAGGUAAGCGCUGGUGAGGGCAGAGAGAUGGGGUGGGGCCUGCAUGUGAUGGGGAGGAAGCCCAGCCCUGGUUCUGGAACUCCUGUCAGAGAGAAGAAGGAGAAGAGAGGACCCAGGAAAACUCAACUCAGACCCAUCUGAGGGACUAAUUUAAUGUUACCCCUCCCCCCACCAAAGACA
This is a messenger RNA of Loxodonta africana (African savanna elephant), 1682 nucleotides long. It is a transcript of the gene SFTPB, whose product is annotated as surfactant protein B. Gene Ontology annotation, biological process: sphingolipid metabolic process. The record is from RefSeq and is a predicted model, not a curated record. Gene Ontology annotation, cellular component: lysosome; multivesicular body; alveolar lamellar body. NCBI's taxonomy places the organism in Eukaryota, Metazoa, Chordata, Mammalia, Proboscidea, Elephantidae. The transcript has 10 exons. The coding region runs from base 356 to 1477 and encodes 373 amino acids.